GACUACAAUCCGCGCGCUUCGAGCUCGGCAAAGUUCGUGAAUGUUCGUAGGUUCGAUGGCUCGAUACACAAAAGGGGAGGGAGGGGAGGGGAGCCUGGAUGAAGCUCCAUCAGAGGUGUUGCAACAGUCCCAACCGACGGAGCAGUCGGGUUGGGUGGUUAGUACGGUGUGGAGUGCGUGUAACGAAAGUAGAUAGAGCACGGAACGCAAAAACGUGAUUACCGGUUGUCAUGACGUUUGCGUGAGCUUUAUGUAUUGCGAUUCGCCGCCUAAAAAACAUGUUGAGUGAUAUCUGGUGCUUGAAUUCGCGAUGUACCGUCGGUGCUGUGACGGUGCAGUGCAAAUUAGUGCUAGUUUUGGUGCUACUCGCGAUCCUACCUGAUGUACACACCGAGAAUCAUGGACCGUCCCCAGAUUUCAGCAGGCACACGUUGGUCAGACCGCGGGUCUAUCACGGCAGGACUAGGCGGCAGAUCUCCUCGACUAAGGAGAACGAUGUGGAACACGCGGACGUGUUAGUGAUAGGCUUCGAGCUUGAUGGAGUGAAACGCACCUUGGACUUGAGAUUAAAUUCUGAUCUGAUUCCUGUUGGUUACUAUCAACAACGUCAUCAGCAUCAAGGCACGUACAAAGUGCACACUCCGUCGAAAGUCGAGCUCUGCCACUAUCAAGGUAGCGUUCGCGACCUUCCCGGUUCCUGGGUAGCCCUAUCUACUUGCAGAGGGCUGCGCGGCGUUGUCUUCGACGGCGAGAACCUUCAUCACAUUCAACCGGAGCGAGAGGAAUCUUUGGACUCGCGUCAUUACGUCUACAAGCACAGCGAUCUCGUCGCCAAUCACACUUGCGGUUACGAAGGAACGCCUCACCAUGCUCUCGACCGUGAACAACAGGGAGGGAUCGUCAGCAGAAUCGCAAGGCACAAGAGAGCGGCAGAGGCGAUUCGAGGGCCCUACAACGCGAACAGGCAUUCACGAUACGUAGAAUUGGUGCUCGUGAUUGAUAAGAAGGAAUACAUCGCUCUCGACGAGAAUUUGGACAAGGUUCAUCAACACUGCAAAGAUAUCGCUAACAUUAUCAACGCUUUGUACAUGCCCCUGAAUAUAUUCAUCGCGCUGGUCGGGGUGCAAGUUUGGUCGGACGCGGACGAGAUAGCCUUGUCCCCGAACGGGGACACCACCCUGUCGAAUUUCCUUCGAUACAGGAGGGAGAAACUGGUUCAAGACAUGCCGAACGAUAACGCCCAGCUGUUGACGCGAAUCACUUUCGAGGGUGGCGUGGUGGGGAAGGCGCUCAAGGGACCGAUAUGCACGUACGAGUUCUCGGGCGGCGUCUCGAUGGAUCACUCGAACGUGGUUGGAUUAGUGGCCGCGACUGUCGCCCACGAGAUGGGCCACAAUUUCGGGAUGGAACACGACUCGGCCGAUUGCGACUGUCCCGAGGAGAAAUGCAUCAUGGCAUCGUCGAGCGGGUCGUCGGGGCCGACGCACUGGUCGACCUGCUCUCUCGAGCACCUGGCGCUCGCGUUCGAGCACGGGAUGGAUUAUUGCCUGAGGAACAAGCCGCAGAAACUGUUCGACAGCCCGAUCUGCGGGAACGGGUUCGUGGAGCCCGGGGAGCAGUGCGACUGCGGGCUCAGGGAGAACUGCGACAACCCGUGCUGCAACGUGACCACGUGCAUGCUGCACGGGAACGCGAGCUGCGCGACUGGCGAGUGCUGCGACCUGAAAACGUGUCGGCCUAAAACGGCCGGGACCGAGUGCAGGAGCGCCGAGCACGAGUGCGAUCUGCCCGAGUACUGCACCGGGCAGAGCGAGUAUUGCCCCGUGGACGUGUUCAAGAUGGACGGGGAGUCGUGCAGCAUGGGGAAGGCGUUUUGCUACCAGGGCUCGUGCAGGACCCACAACGAUCAGUGCAAGCUGCUCUGGGGCCCGACAGGCACCUCGUCCGACGCCCAAUGCUACGAGAUGAACACGAAAGGGACGAAGCACGGGAAUUGCGGCUACAACCGGGUCGAGUCGAGCUACGUCAAGUGCACCGGAGAAAAUCUUUUGUGCGGUAUGCUUCACUGCAAGCACUUGAACGAAAGAUUGGAGUUCGGUAUGGAGUCGGUGGCGAUUCUCAGCCACUCGUUCAUCAACAACGGGGGGAAGAUUAUACCGUGCCGGUCCGCCAUCGUGGAUCUCGGCUUGAAUCAGGUCGAUCCUGGCCUCGCGCCUGACGGCGCCAAGUGCGCACCCGGGAAGAUGUGCGUGAAUCAGAAGUGUAUGCCGGUGGCCGAUCUGCGCGCUUCCGUGUCCGGAGGGAAAGCCUGUCCGAAUAAUUGCGGGGGCAACGGAGUGUGCAAUAGCCUCGGCCAUUGUCACUGCAAUCGCGGCUUCCGGCCACCCGAUUGCACCCAGCCUGGCGUGGGCGGAUCCGAGGACAGUGGCCCCGCCGAGGAUCCGAACGCGAGGAACGAUUUCAUAAUGGCGUUGUACAUUAUCUUUUUGGGGAUCGUGCCCACGAUCGCUCUGUCCUUGUUCGGGAUCUGGUACGUGAGAAAUUCGGGGCAGAACUGGAAGAAGAGCAUGAUGUCAUCAACGACCGAUCGUGGCCACAACGGACUGUCCAUCAAAACGAUCGAUCGUUCCAGUCCCUUGCCUCGUAGCAUCGAAACGAUCGAUUCUAGUCUGAGUCAGGAUCCAGCGUGCGCGAGUUUGUUGCCGAAACCGGAUACCGACGAGCGUUACAACAAUAAUUUGUUCGGCCAGUUCAAAGGUUUCACGAUCACCCCGAUCAGGAGCCAAGCGAAGAGCCUCGAGCCGACCAAGCCUGCGCCACCUCCGCCCACCAUCCCGACCGUAGCCAUUAAGACUAACAUCAAGCCGAUCCCGAGGAGCAAUAAUCGCGCGUCCACCUGCAUCCUCGAUCCACCCACGACCAGCUUCGACGAAGCGCCGCCGCCGCCCACCCUCCCACCCUUGAAUCCAGGAUGCACGGCACGGCCGUUGAUCAGCAGCCCGGUGCUGGCCGCGACCACGUGCACCUCCGUCGAGCUGGUCGCCCCCAAACUCCCAGCUGUGGAAGGGCCGACCAGGCCCGCUCCAGCUCCGCCUGUCCUCUCCACCUCGGACUCCGUUCAAAAGCCUCAGAGGCCGAGCAGCACGCCCCUCGCCAACGUGCUGGAGGGCGAGAGGAGGCAGGAGAAGGGGAGCAGCACCCUGAACAGGAUCGCGUCCAUCCUUCGCCCCAACUCGGGGAUCGUGAGAGGAGGAGGCGGGUUGCAAACGGAGAGGAGCGCGACCAACUCUCUGCCCAGGUUGCACCACCACAAGGCGAGCAAAGUGAUGGACAAGGAGAUACUGAGAAGCUUGGAGAUCUCGAAUCCCAUACCGCAGAAGGAGAUCGAGAUCCCGACCCCCUCGAUACCCGUGAUCCCGGUCGACGAGCAGAGGAGGGGCAGCAGCGGCGGCAGCAACGUGGUGGUGUUGCGCGCCCAGUCGAUGAGGGACGGGAAGAUCGCGCGGCCCGCCAUCCAAACGUUCGGCUCGAUGCGGCAGGCGGCCGUGAAACGGCCGACCAGUAUACCGGCCAGCGCCAGGCCCACCGCGCCACCCCCUGGCCCCCCCGUCCUCCCCUCGGCCGAGAAGGCGACGAGCGAGGCGAAGAUCCCCGGAUUGCCAGGCUACCAGAAUCCUCGGGCGCAGAGAGGUGGGCAGCAGAGAGCGGCGACCGACAACGCGUACGACGAUUGCAUGAAUCUCGUCCCCGACGCGUCCUCCUCCUCGUCCUCGUCGUUGGCCAAGAUAGCCGAGGAAUCGGCCGCGCCAGGCGACAAUAUUUACGCCGUGAUAGAGGAGGCCCUCCCCGAGAAGGGGAGGAAGGGGGAGAAGCAAGGGGAGAACGAGUACAAAUUGCCUAAGCGGGUGGAGAAUUCGUCGUCGAACGUUGGAGUGGAAUCGAUGGGUUUGCUGUCGGAGAUCGUUUCCGAGAUAUCGAAUCGGAACUUCGACUCGAUAUACUCGACCGCCACUUUGUCGAGGAAAACAGGGGAGGAGGGGGGGGAGGAGGGUCGAGGGGGAGGAGGGGGGAGGAGGAGGGGGGGAGGAUACAACAACAGCGGCCCGUUCGCCGGUUACACGAAUGGCUCGGUUCAUUACAAGUCGCCGGCAGGCAGCAGCAUAUACUCGAACUCGGCCUCGGCCAAGUUCAACUCGUCGAGCUCGACGACCAGCUCCGGUUACCUGAACCCGUCCGCUUUGAACGUGCCGCAACAGGCCGAGGACGAGGGGAAAGGCUCGAGGAUGGUGAACGAUUCGAAGCUGAGCGACGAGAUGUCGAGGGAGCUUGGAACGAAGGUUGGCGAGGACCGCAAGUCGAUCGCCAGGGCUCGAUUCAAUUCGCGAGGCGUUUCGAGGGGGGGCGAGGAGGAGGCGAAAGCGUGUAACAGGUCUAAACAGUAUUCUGACAGUGGUUCGAAGCAGCAAGGGUCGGUGGACGACGGGGGCGAGAAGGAUUCGCGCGCGAGUGUUAAUAGUAGAUUAUCUCUGAAAACUGUGCCUUGUAGUAGCCCUAAGGAUAACGAAGGGGGAAAGUUCGUAAACAGCCCCGACCUGGUCUCCAGCUGUUCGAAUUCUUCGAGUCAAAUCGGUACGAAGUCGCCCGACGUAGUUGGAAACAAUCCCAAGAUCAGCCCGAAGAACGCCGUUCAAAAAACGCCCACCCUCGCGCGGGGCGGUGGCGCCAAAGCGCCCGCCACCCCUGCCAAACCGUUGAACAUCGCGCCGAAAGGGGCCGGCCUCGCCGAGAGGAAGAAAUCCUCCCCGAGCGGAGGAGGAGGUGGCAACGUGAACGCGAUUAAAUCGUCGUUUUCGGUGGCAGCGAGGGAAUCGGCUUCGAAAAUCUCGCAGGCGAAAGCGCAGGGGGGGCAGAGGGCCGAGGCGAAAGGGGAUUCGGGGGCGAAAGCGAAUCCGGUGCAAAGGGCGGCGAGCAGCAAGUCGAACGUGGCCUCCCUUCAACAAAAGUUCGAGGCGAACAGAAACGUAAACGCGUCACGGACGAUACCGGGUGUGCACAAAGCGCAGCGUACGGUCGGUAAAACCGUUGAAACGGCGAGUGUGAAGAAAUAGAGCGGGUGGGCGUGAGGGAGGGGGGGACAUGCGUUGUAGGAUCUAUUUCAAAUAUUCUAGUCUGUCGAUCAUAUUCGGAACGAAGCGCGUAAACGCGAGAUAUAUUUCCGUUCGAACGAUAUUUCUACGAUGUUAUUUUAUUUAAAAAAAGAGGAAAAAAAAAAAGAAAAGAAAGAAAAGACCAGCCACGGAAGGAAAUGGAGUCGUAAUAGUACAAUGAUCGAUCGUUAGCUCGGCGAAGCCGGGCGAAAGAACCGAUAGAUCGGAAAUCGGAAGCAAACUGUCAGAAUACUGAGAUUAGGUUGUAUCGGGCGCGAUAUAUUAUCGUUGUAAAUAUAAUAGUUACUUAAAAAUUCUAAUAUUUUUUGUAGAGAUUCGUAUCCGUUAACGUUCGGAUGUAACACGCGAAAUAAUUAACGAUCGUCGGGGAUAUUUAUCUUAAGAGCAUUUUGUAAACGAGAUAAGAAACAGAAGUAAGCAACAAUUAUUUUCAAAAGUUUCACUCGAUACCGCAAAAGGAACGCGAAAGAAAUUAUUGAAUUCUGUGAUAAUACAUGUAACGAGAGAAUAAUACAGAGAAACAUCGUAUCGUACAUUAUUAUAAGUAGCAGAUUGUAGAUGCGACCAAAUCUAUCAUUUUAUAUAUCGUAUCACGCGAAAAAAGGAAAAAAAAAAAAAAAAAACCAAUUACGAAACCGAAGAAGAUAAAUUAAAUUUUCAAAGGGGAGAAAUUAGUUUCGAAAGGAAUCCAUAUCCCAAAAAAAAAAAAAAAAAAAGAAAAGAAAAGAAAAUCUCUAUGAAACGGUAGCUCUUUCCAAAGAUUAACUAAGCAUCGUCGUUAAAACAUCGUGAUUUUCGUGAAUGCGAUCGUACCUUUGAGAUUCCUCUGCGAAUCAAAAUUUAGACGCGAUUAGCUAACGAUAAGAGAGCUUAAAUGGUAGUGUAUGCUAGACUUUUAUGCUACGUUUGAAAUCGAGGCAGAAUUAUUUCUACGAUAAACGUAUGCUAACGUAUAACGAAGUAGAAAUAUUUUUGUUUAAAACGCUAUACGAUCGUCCUUUUAUUUUCGCACGAUUCUUUGCGAUUUACAAUAAAAAUACGAAUUUCGAACCUUGGUGUUCGUUUGCUAAAUAUUCAGCAUCGCAUUAGAUACGCAAAGAGACUAAGACGAAUAUUUAUUUGACUGAUCGAUGUAAAUAUGUUUAUAAUGUAAUAGAUGUAAGUAACAUUUUGUACAAUGUACCUUCGUGCUCGCUAAGUUAUAAUUCGCGAUAUACCUUUGAAACGCAUACAUGCGACUUCAGCAUUUAGCUUUUUCACGAUAUCUCGUUCGAUCUGUUGUAAAGGGUGUAAAAAGUAAAAAUUCACCUGAAUUAAAGGAGAAAAAAGAAAAGACGAAAAAAAAAUGGGUUUUAUUGAACGAUACAGUUGUAACGUAUUUUUGCAUUUAUUAUUUCAACAUAGCCAUCUUUCGCGUAUAAGUAUUGUUCUCGCUUGUACGUCGCGAUGUUUUAAUUUAUACAGUUCCUAUGUACAGUCGUCUUGAUAUGUUGAAACAAUUUAGGGACCGCAACUCAAGUUCAAUAAAGCUUUGUAAUAAUCAUCCAUUCUUCGAGCAUCGUUUAUAAUCAUUCACCGCUUUUCUUCUUUCGACGAAAUGAUGUCGUAUGUAUGACUCUAGUGUAAAGACAAUCAAACGUUUUGCACAGCAUACGACUGUAAAACGGGAAGUGACGCCCUUCGAGAAAACCUUGGCCGUUUCAUAACCGUUUUAGUAAGAUUUCUUUUUUUUUUUAGGAAAUUUCGGUUCGAUUUUAGAUUUCAUCGAUUAGAUUACAAUUAGAUUUGUUAAAUGUGAAAUUGUUUUUCAAAACUCACGACUUAUAGCCUUAUAUAGGAUUAACAAACAUUGUUACAUUGUCCGUUCAAUACCAAAGAUAAGUUACGUUUCACGUGUUAAAGGGCCAAGAUAUAUCGUUAUCGUAACUACUUAAACGUUGUCUCAUAACUUGUAUAUUUCCUAAUGCAUAGUAAAGUUACAAUAAAUUCUUUAUUCCA
Messenger RNA from Apis florea (little honeybee), 7166 nucleotides. RefSeq names its product disintegrin and metalloproteinase domain-containing protein meltrin (gene Meltrin). The record is from RefSeq and is a predicted model, not a curated record. Gene Ontology annotation, biological process: membrane protein ectodomain proteolysis. Lineage: Eukaryota; Metazoa; Arthropoda; Insecta; Hymenoptera; Apidae. Gene Ontology annotation, molecular function: metalloendopeptidase activity.